Amorphotheca resinae ATCC 22711 is the source of this 1898-nucleotide messenger RNA. RefSeq lists its product as hypothetical. The transcript has a single exon. The coding region runs from base 465 to 1667 and encodes 400 amino acids. Gene Ontology annotation, molecular function: FAD binding; D-amino-acid oxidase activity. The record is from RefSeq and is a predicted model, not a curated record. NCBI's taxonomy places the organism in Eukaryota, Fungi, Ascomycota, Leotiomycetes, Helotiales, Amorphothecaceae.
UGGCUGAGCGAUGAGAGGAAUAUGAUACCUUGAAAGGUAGGAGGGAGUCGUGUAGCAUAGACUGCAAGCCUGUAUGAUAGAAUUGUAUUCUUAAUAUCGGAACGGUUACAAUAGCCGGCUGGGAUCCACGGCCGAUGUCGCGUAUCUAUAUCUGUCGACGGCGGGUUGAUAUAAUCACGCCCUUGGGAUCUGGAACGCCGACGACUUUUUGACAAGCAGGUAUCUGGCAAAUAGGUAUAUCUCCAUCUUGUGAUGGCUUGCCAGGAUCCCAGAACAAUAGGUCACCCGCUUCCGAACCUCUCAGCUCUCUCAGCUCUCUACGCACCUUGGCUGUGCAACCAUCCCGGCACAGCCUUGUAUAUAAAGUUUCCACUCCUCACUCCUCCAGCUCUCAUCGCUCCUUCAACUCUCAUAUCACUCACUCAGCACUCAUCAAACCUCCUAAGAUACCAUUGAGACUCAACAUGGAAGCCAAACCCAAGCAAAUCAUCAUCCUUGGAGCCGGCGUCACUGGCCUCCAAACCGCCCUCUCACUCCUCACCUCCCCCCACCAGACCUCAGCCUCGCCCUACAAAAUAACUCUUAUCGCCAGCCAUGUGCCCGGCGACGUCUCAAUUCAAUACACUUCUCCCUGGGCUGGCGGGCACUGGCGUUCUCACGCCACUCUGUCCGCUUCUGACUCCGAGUCUCGAGAGUGGGAUGGUAGGACCUAUUCGUACUGGAUGCAGUUGCUGAAAAAUGGAGACGGGAAAGAAGGGGAAAGCUAUGAGGAGAGAGUGCAGAGAAUUGGAUUGGCCAUCAAGGAGAGUAGGAAUUACUGGGGUAAGGCAAGUGAGGAGACGGCCGCUGGGGGGGUCGGGCUGUGGUGGCGCGAUGUUGUAGAGGGAUUUGAGGUGCUUGAUCUACAAGGUGGGCAUUGGGAGCAAAAAGGAGAAAAACCUCCCAAUGGCUCGGUGUUCGCCAUUAACUACCAGUCCAUAGCCAUCAACGUCCCGCAAUACCUCUCCUACUUAGAAGAAAGGGCUACGCAGCUCGGAGCUCGCAUCAUCAAGUCCUCUGUCGACGUCUCAAAUGGACUUGAGGGUGUAGUGCGGGACGCCAAACGUAUCCUCCUCUCCUCGGAUCCAUCCCUCAGUGAAAACUCCAUCUUCGCAUUGGUCAACGCCACGGGAUUGUCAGCCCGCCACUUCGUCGGUCCUGAAGAAGCGGCAAAGCUCUAUCCGGCUCGAGGACAAACCAUCCUCGUCAAGGGAGAAGCCCAGAUGUGUCGCACAUACGUCGAUGAUCCCUCGGCCAAAGACGAUGAGAUCACGUAUGUGAUCCCACGCCCCGGCUCCGGGACUACGAUCCUCGGGGGCUGUAAACAGGCUGGCUCUUGGGAGGAAAAUGUAGAUGAGGACCUCCAUGCGAGGAUCUUAGAGAGGGUGGAAAAGCAUGGCAUGGCGGAGGAGCUUAGGACUGGGCAAGGGCGCAGCUUCGAGGUUCUGGCACGUCAGGUGGGGUUCAGACCGGGGCGGAAGGGAGGGCCGAGAGUCGAGCUUGAGGAACGAGGAGGAGGGAAUAUAGAUGGGAUUUGGGUCGUGCAUUCGUAUGGCCAUGCGGGUGCGGGGUAUCAGAACAGUAUUGGUAGCGCGGAGAAGGUCGUUGGCCUGAUUGAGGCAUUGUGAUCCCGCUUUGGCAGUUUCUACACUCUGGGGAGAAACCAACGCCUUGGGGCGUUUAAUGAUUCUCGUUGAUUGGAUUUUGAUUUGAGAGCCCCAGUAGUCUGAGAGCCUGAUUAUCUGUUUAUAAGCUUUGUCACAGAACUCCAUUUGAUGAUUAUAGAGAUCACAAAUUGUGUGAAAAAGCCAUCCGUCCAAAGCCAUUGCAAACCCGUACGCGCGAAAAGCAAUUCAGCA